AUGUCAAACGGCAUCAAGAAAGUGUAUGUGCUAACGCAGAUCCUGGUUGUGGGCAUCAAGAAACAACCCCUCCGGCAUCCUUUUCGCCGCAACUGGGCCGUUAUAUAUAUAGCAUUUGCAUCAGUAACAGCCGCGAUCACAAAGCCCGAAAGCACAGUCCAAAAGCUCAUUGAGACCGUUGUCGACUAUACAGUUGGGAGCGAUGUAGCGUCUAGUCGUGCAAUCCCUGCGCUCGCUGUCCUAUAUGCAUUUUGGACUUUUGCAGGUAGCGGCUCUUUGUCCAUCGCCGGGCAAGCUAUGUCUAGAUCACAUGGUCUCGACAACGAUCACCCUCGGAAGCAUCGCGUGAAUAUGGAUGGCCUCCCCCUGCGUCUCAUGUCGGCCCAUCAUUCGCUGAUGGAAAUUUUCCCAUUAUUUGCGACUGGCGCAUGUCUGGCUCAAGUCCUGGACCCUUCCAACCAGCAAAUAUUGAAUCUCUUAGGUCUUCAUGUGUUGCUGAAAGUCUUCGUUUUCUAUCCUUCAUAUGUCAUCGGUUUCGCGCCGACAAGGACACUGUCACAUGUUCUGUCUGUCUCUGCUAUCAUUAGAGUCUUUUGGCUGCUCGCAAAAGCUUGA
This is a messenger RNA of Penicillium coprophilum, 615 nucleotides long. RefSeq lists its product as uncharacterized. Bases 1 to 615 code for a protein of 204 amino acids. The transcript is spliced from 3 exons. The record is from RefSeq and is a predicted model, not a curated record. Gene Ontology annotation, cellular component: membrane. Lineage: Eukaryota; Fungi; Ascomycota; Eurotiomycetes; Eurotiales; Aspergillaceae.